Hordeum vulgare subsp. vulgare (domesticated barley) is the source of this 757-nucleotide messenger RNA. Its product is annotated as heavy metal-associated isoprenylated plant protein 16-like. Gene Ontology annotation, molecular function: metal ion binding. Lineage: Eukaryota; Viridiplantae; Streptophyta; Magnoliopsida; Poales; Poaceae. Bases 259 to 642 code for a protein of 127 amino acids. The record is from RefSeq and is a predicted model, not a curated record. The transcript has a single exon.
UCUUAUGACUUGCUUCGUUGGGAACGCUCCUGACUUCCUGAGUCCUGUCUACAUUUGUGUUCUCUACAGCCGCGCCCACUGCGUGCGCGUAUAUAAGGACAGGGGCUAUAGCUAUCCCAUUCACACCAUUACAAACCUAGACACGAACACGAACCACUCUAGCCAAAGAUCGAUCAGUUGCUACCCAAACCAUUCUAGCUUCGCCUCGAACACAAGCAUUUCUCGAUUCAUAGGCAUCUAGCAACCCAGCAGCAAGCAAUGCAGCAAAAGAUUGUCAUCAAGUUGAGCAUGUCGUGCGACAAACGACGCUCCAAAGCAUUGACGCUGGCUGCCAGAGCAGCCGGGGUGACGUCCAUGGUGAUAACCGGCGACGCCAGGGACCAGCUGGAGGUGGUUGGCGACGGCGUCGACGCGGUGUGCCUCGUCAGCUGCCUCCGCAAGAAGCUCGGCCACGCCCAAAUCAUCAAGAUUGAGGAGGUGAAGAAGCCGGAGGAGAAGAAGAAGGACGACCCGAAGCCGGAACCGGCCGAGCCCGUGUACCUGCCGCCGUACUACUACCCGCACAGCUACUACCACCAUCAGUACCAGCCGCCGCACAUGGUCGUCUGCGAGGAACAGCCCAGCAACUGCAUGACCAUGUAAUUGCCAGACAACGAUUUUGACGUAGUACUUUAAUUUUGUUAGCAUGCAACUUUGCAUGGUUACAUGUACACGUGUUUAUUGAUUCAUUGGACGAAAUAAAGAGGACAGAUGUCAU